Messenger RNA from Oryzias melastigma (Indian medaka), 8245 nucleotides. Its product is annotated as trichohyalin. Lineage: Eukaryota; Metazoa; Chordata; Actinopteri; Beloniformes; Adrianichthyidae. The transcript has 5 exons. The record is from RefSeq and is a predicted model, not a curated record. The coding region runs from base 1047 to 7727 and encodes 2226 amino acids.
UAUAUAUUUCAACUUCAUCAAUAGCUGUUUACAGUUCGGUCAUGUGACUACAGGAGCUCCUCAAGAUGUUUGGGAUUGGCAAAGCAGAUCUGGCAAGUUAUUCAAGGACACAGCCCGAAUACUCGGCUCUGACAUCAUAUCAGUUACAUGUGAAUGUUGCAAUUUUAGCGUCUUUCAAAACAGAAACUUUAAUAAACUGGCUGUACAAGAUAUAUUUCUUAGAAAAAUAGCUUAACUUGACCCAAAAAGAUAAUUUGGCUGGCUGUUGGAUCACUUUCAAAUAAUAGAAUUCAUCACAAUUUGAUUUUCUAUAUUCUUCUGUGCAUCUAUAGUCCAGCACAGUUUAGGUAAACAAAGUACAGGUAUGUUUAUGCAAUGAGAGAAAAGAUUGUCAUGUAAUAACAUCUGACAAGAACAUUUAUUCCCAUUUUUGAGAUAGACUCUGAAGGCAACUAAUGGUCAUAUGUGGUUUAAAAACAUAAAUAUAAAGCAAAGUAGUGUAUAAAUGCUUCAAAAGAGUAAAUGAAAUUUAUAGUAUUUAUAGUCACAUGUGGGAGCCUCUCUCUGGUUAUUUGAUAUUAUUUAUUUCUUUAAAAAAAGAAAAGAAAAAAAACCCCAAAACACAUCAGAUGAGCUUGGGAGAGCUAAACACGAGCCCCACCCUUAUCAGUCCAGACCAGACUCUGUGAGCGUGACGUUUCUGCAUCCACAGCCGUCCAAUUACUCAUCAGUUCUGCAUCUACUUGACGCCCAAAUCUGCCGGUCAGCAUACGUUCUAAACUAAAGAGAUAUGCUGGGUUUAAACCAGAGACUCCCUGCCUGUGCAGCUGUUUCUGCCAGAGCAGACCAGCAGGACACUCUCACAAAAUCUGUUUCCACCUGGAGUUCAGACACAACCAAACAGAGAUUUGUACUCUAAUGGAAAGCAUAAUUUCUGAGUUUAUAACCUGGAACCAUGGAAAAAUCAGAGGACCACGUCCAAGAAUAUUUUGAGUAAUCUCAAAGCUCCUGCAGUGGAAAGCUUCCUGGAGGAGAUCAGAGCGCAGAUGGUGUCUGGGCAGAGGAACCCCGGAGUCCUCCUGGAGACCCGGAACUCACUGACACCACCAGACCAAGUGAGGGUUCUGCUUCAUGCUGUCGAAGGAGGAACAUCACAAUCCAGAGAAGCUCUUAACCAGAUAUUUUCAAAUCUGGAACCUGCCUUUGAAGCAGAACAAAUUCAUCAGAACAACAUGAUGAUGGAUAGCGAACAACUUUUAGAUGAGACACAACCUUCAACAGCAACAGAGAGCAAACUAGAAAACAUGGAUGAGCAAAAACAACGAAUGACAGAAAUAAUCACUGACAUUAAAAACCUCUUGAAGGAUGCAGAAGUACAAAGCAAAGAGAAACUAACAGACGGAACAUCUACGUUUGACCUUUUGGAAAUCCAACUUUGCCAAAUUCAGGAAAACAUGGAAAAUACUUUUAAUGAACUUAAAGAAUAUUCAAUACAAGUCCAAUCUGAAAAAUCUCAGAUUGAAACAAUCAAAAUUAGGAUGCAAGCAGAUAGAUUAGACAUAGAGAGAAACAGGAAACUGAUUGAUACGGAAAUGGAUGCACUGAAGAGUACAAGAAAGAGUAUUGAAGAUGAAAUGAAAGAGUUAGACAACAAGUUACAAAGAGUCAAGAGAGAAAUCAAAGAGAUGGAAGUGGUGAGCAGGGAAGUCCAAAUGAAGAAAAAAGAACUGGAGAAAAUGAUAAGAAGUAACAGGAAGAGUAAAGAAGACACAUCCAUUAAGACUGACGAAGCAAGAAAAACUGUCCAAGACACAGAGGAAAGUCCGCCGCAGUGGCUUUACGUUUGUGAUCAAUGUAAAUCCAAGCAAAUGAAAUGGGUUAAUUUUCAGGCAAAGAAAAAGAGACAAGAGCUCGACUGUCGGCUAGAGAAGACAAUAAGACAGAGAGACGAGUUAGAAAUCAUGAAGAUCCAAAUACAACAACAAAAACAAGAAGUUAAAAGACAAAAACAAGAUGUAAUGACUUCAGUCCUUACAAUGGCCAAAGUGAAGGCAAACAUGGAAAAUGCGUAUGAAGAAAUCAGAAACCUCAUGGAGGACGUGUUCAGAAUCAAAUCAAGUACGGCAGACUACAGCAGAGAAUUAAAGAAAUACCAGGAGACUUUGGCCUGCAUGAAAGAUCGAGUCAACUCAUGGAAAAUGAGAACUUCUUCAGUUGGUAAGAUUUUUUUAGGGAAUACUUUUGAACAUGAAGAGCACCAGGAAGAAGCAAAACCAAACAUUAAAACAGGAGCUCAAGAAGACACAAGUGAAGAAAAAACAUUAAUUUUGCUGCAGCCUUCUGUAAUGGUGGAGGAUCGGGAUAAAGUUAAAGAAAGUUCAGAGCACCAGCACACUCCCAUGGAGACACAAAUCCAGGACCAAACGUUACCAGAUAAAGAUGAAGCUCAAUUUUUGAUGGAUUCAUCUCAGAAGGUUGAUUUGGACAUACAGAUGUCUGAGCCUAAGGGUCGAGAUGCUGCAGUACAAAGGCUGGAGCUGGAAAUUCACCGAACCAUAGAAGUCAUCAAAACGUUUCUUUUAGAAAUUGGGUACCAAGUAACAGAAACAAACCCAAAUGAACUAUUUAAAAAUGUAGAUUGUGAAACUGAAAGAGUUUUGGACAAUGUAAAACAGUUCCAAGAGCUUUUGCAAAUGGUAGAAACAGCAAUAGAGCAAAGUAAAAUGUGUCUCAAAAAAGAUACAAAGAGCAUGAAAUUUGCUGUGGAAAAGAGGAGAAGAGAACUGGAUCACAAGCUAGAGCAAAUUUUAAGGCAGAGAGAUGAACUGGAAAUUUUAAAAAUAAAAGUCCAGAGAGAAUCCAUAGAAACUGAAAAGAACUUAGAGAAAAUGACAAGUUGUUGGAGCUCCAUGACAGAAAUGAUCACGAAGUCCAGAGAGAAAAAUGAAGAAAUAAAAAUAAGGAUGGAGAAGACAGAAAUAAAAUUGAGACUGCUGAAUGAAUCGAGCACUGCAACGGAAGCCACUCAACAACAAAGGAUGGAAAGAAUCUAUCUUUUAAAAACAAAAUGCAUGGCUGAGCUAGAAACAAUUAGAACCAAAAUAAAAAAAUUAAAAGAAUCCAACUCUGAGAAAGAAAUGAGAGAUGAAAGAAAAAAUGUAAGAGUUGGGACAGAUACUGAGACAGAUGAUCAGGCAAGUAAGGCAAAAAGUAAACAAAUGGAGAAUGCAGAAGACCAAAUAAUUACACUCACAUCACAAAAACUAGUGAGUGUCCUAAAACUGACAGAAAGUUUGGAUCCAGAAACAACAAAUAAUGUUUGGUCACGUAAGUCAACAAGCAAUAUACAAAAGACGCCAAGAGAAGAAUUUCAAAGGUGUACCCAGGUCCAAGCAGAACCCAUAGACGGAAAAGUCUCAAUGGAACUGUUUGCUGAAGAAUUUCAUAAAAUGAACAAACAGAUUGAAGAUAAGAAACAAGAACUAAAUGGCCACUUCCAACAGAUAAGAAGAGAAAUUCAAGAAAUGGAGAUUCUAAAGUCAGAGUUGCAAAUAAAGAGGAAAGAAAAUGAACAUGUACUCAGAAAACUCAUGAGACAAAGAGAGCAAAAUGAAAUAAUGUUAAAUAAAAUAAAACAGGAAAAGAUUUCAUUAAGGAGAGAGACUAGAAAGAAAAAAAGAGAAUUAGAUCAAAGGCUAGAGAAAACCAUCAGAGAAAGGGAUGCAUUGGAAGUGUUCCACUUGAAGAUGAAUCGACUAAAGGAAGAGCUGGUCAUUCAGCAGCUUUAUGUCAAAGACAAAACUGCAGACCUGCAUGCAGACAGUGGAGAUCAAAAACAAGAUUCGGAAAAGACAGAUAAGAAAAGCAUUCAAAAGGGAAUUAGGGAAGAACAGUUAAACACAGAUAUUGCUAGUUUUAUUAAGAACCUUCAAAGGAUGAAAGAAAAGAUCCAGGAUCAUUUGGUAAAAAUUACGGGAGAUAAAAACACUCUGGAAAAUCUCAAAAUGUGUUUAGACCAACAAAAAGAUGGGCUAAAAACUUUUCAAGGGGAGACCCUUAGGUUGAGUGAUGAAGUGAUCAGAGUUAAAACUCAAAUAAAGACAGCCUCUAACAAAAUUAUCCCCGAAAAAGGAGAAAAAAGUGAUGAAAUUAUUAACAAGGAAAAUGAUCUCCAAAAGCAAGAGCUUGAUGUCGCUCUAGAGAAAGUGAAAAGAGAAAGACAAGAAUUAGAGGUGCUGAUGACAGAUUUGGACAUUAAGAAAAAAGAAAAUCAACGAAUUGUUCGAAAGAACAUCCAGAAGGAACAAGAUGUUGAAAGGAUGUGGAAUGCAGUCAGAGAAGAAAAAGAUACUCUCAAAAGACAAACUCAAAGAAGAAAGAAAGAACUUGAUCUGAGAUUAGAGAGAAUAAUCAGAGAGAGAGAUGAGCUGGAGGUAAUGAAGAUCAGGUUUAACAAAGAAAAGGAAGUGUUCACAGGUGGAAUGAUCAAAUUGGGGCUGACAGGAGUCUCACAAGCUCCAGGGGAAAUCCAGAAACACUGGACUUUAUUGCAAAUGUGUACAAAGACAUGUGUUAACAUGAAGACAUACUGUGAAGGUCUUAUUCAGAUAAUUAAGGGUGUCAAACAACAAAUAAUUGUACAUGCUGAUAUGAUCAAAAAUUCAAGAGAAGAAUCAAGUAAAAUUAGACUAGAAAUGGAAAGGCAAAAAGAGAAAAUACAGUGUUCAGUUAAGAGGAUUCAAGAAGAGCAAAAGUUUUUGAAACAAAAUGAAAGUACAAGAAAAGACCAAAGCAAUGUUAAGACAGAAAAGAAGAUGACAAAAAAGUCAAAGCGUGUGCCCAAGAAACCAAGCAAGACAGAGAUCUCAACUGAAUUAGAUAAAUCUGAGACAACAAAUGUUAAAACAGAUAAACAGGAACAAGAGAGCAAUGUAAUGCGUCAAACUAAAGAAAGGAGUGUAGGAGAUGAGGAAGAAACAGCAGUUGUAAAAAGAAAAGGAAAGAAAACAAAGAAAACUGAACUGUUGUUAAAAAAUGAAGCGUUAGAUCUAUUUUUUGGGAAAGAAAGUGCAAAUACAAGGCUGAUCCCAAAGGAGGAAACAUUUAUUGGGGAAAGAACAAGGUUUUAUGACCCAAGGGAAAAAAUAUUUUCAAGUGAACUACCUCUUGUAGCAGAAUCAAAAUGUGAAGAAUUCACAUCAACAUUAACGCAUGAACUGGAAAGUGAAGAUGAAAAUACAAUGGAUGACAUUAGUGUAGACACAACACUGGAGUUGAAAGACAAAAAAGAAAAGGAACAAUGGAAAAAACAUCUCAAGGUUCGAGAUAGCGCCCAAGAACAUGAACUACAAAAUCAAAGACUUGACAAGGUCUUAAACAUGGUCAAAAAGACAAUCUUUGAGGACAUCAAACAAAAGAUGGCUGAAUUGGAAAACAAGAUGGAAAAGACAGACAAAUUAAGUAUUGAAUUGGAAGAGAACUUCAAAUCCUUUGAAGAACUGAAACAAAACCUGACUCAUGACAGUGAGAUCUUCCAAAGGCAAAAGGAAGCCCUGAAAAGUGCUCUGUCAGAUGUGACCAAACAGAGAGCUGGAGUGGAAACAGAACAGAGAAAAAUGAUUGACAUGGAGAGACAAGAAGUUGAAAAACACAGAGAAGAACUGACCCAAGAGAGGCAGGAUCUGGAUAGAGCAAUCAACACAAUGAAGGAAGAAAAACUGGACCUGGAGCUGAUGAAAUCUGAAAGCCAGAAACUUGGAGAAGUCAUGAAGCAAGCAGAGAAAGAUUUGAAGACCAAAAAGGACAAGAUGGAUGAUGCAAACGUUGAGCUUCAAAAGAAGACUGAAGCUGUCAACAGUUUGAUGGAGGAGAUGCACAGAGAGAGAUUAGGACUUCAGCAACUCAUGGUCCACGUUGACUCCCAAAGAAAAAGACUUGACGAUGUCUUGGACUCAGUCGUCACACAACAAUCCGAAAGAGACAGCAACGAAAAAGAGUUCCAAAAGCAAGCAGAAGAACUGGAAAUCAGACUGAAACAGGUUCAGGCAGAAAGAGAAGAGCUAAAUGCUCAGAAUGACAGUUGCAACAAAAUGAAAGAAGAGGUUGAAGCUGCCAUGAUGGACCAGCUUCGAGAAAAGGAAAAAGUCAAUCAAAUGAGGGUAGACGUUGAAAAUGAGAGAGAAAGGAUUCAAGCUGAAAAGAACAGAUUGGAAAUUGAACAAUCUGAGCUGAACGCCAGAGAAGAACAACUCCUGGACAGAAUGAAGUCAUUCGAAAGUCGUGAAACCAAACUUCAGGAACUCAGUAAGACCAACGUAGAGGCCCUCAAACAAAAGAUGGAAGAAUUGGAAAACAAGAUGGAAAAGACAGACAAAUUAAGUAUUGAAUUGGAGGAGAACUUCAAAUCCUUUGAAGAACUAAAACAAAACCUGACUCAUGACAGUGAGAUCUUCCAAAGGCAAAAGGAAGCCCUAAAGAGGAAGAGCAGAGGAAGAGAAAAGCUAAACGACCUGAAUGACAGUAGCAACAGUAUCAAAGACAACGUUGAAGCUGCCAUGAUAGUUGACAUUGAAAUUGAGAGAGCAAGUUCUCAAUCUUUGUUUGAUGUUAUAAAACAGACUGAUGGAAUGGAGACUGAAAAGAUAAUUAUGAUUGACAUGGACAGACCAGAAGCUGAUAAACUUAGACAAGCAAUGAGCCAUGACAGACAGGACCUGGACAGCGCAAUGAAGGGACAGGAUUUUGAAUAUUUUGAUUUUACAGAGCCGACUGAAUCGUCUUUUAAGGGACAGUUUCAAGAGUCUAAGCUAAGGAACUUUUAUGGAUCAUUGGUUUUAUUGAUGAAAAAACUCAAACAUUUCAAUGCAAUUGCAUUUGAUUUAAUCUCAAAGAACUUUGACCAGUUAAUACAGAAUAACAGACAAAAUUUUGAUAUUUUGUCUCACUUUGAAAGAACAAUUAAUGUUGAGAAGUACAAAUAUAUUAUUGAUGCUAUUCAUAAGUUUAUGAAGAAUGAAAAUCAAUUUUCUGCAACACUAAGAAGUGAAAAAGCUGUACAAACUGAAUCUGAAGAAUUAUCUAUCAAGAGUCAAAAAUUGCAAAAUCUACCGCCAGAUAUUUUGCCUCCUGAAAUAGAAGAUCUACCUAAGUCUAAGGAAGACCAAUUCAGCUUGAAAGUAAAAGAUGAGGACCACGUGAAUGAGGAAAAAAGAGAUCACUUGCGAAAAAUCUGGAAGGACACAAGAAUAGAUCAGAAGGAGAUUCGUCAGAUGAAGAGCAGAGGUCAGGAAAUAAGACACAACUUGGAAAAACGACUAAAACUGGUCAAUCAAUUUGUUAAAAGAACUGUGUUACAAAAAGAAAAUACAAUUGUAGAAGACUCAAUGAGUGUACAGAACCAAAGUACAGAAUCAUUAACUCAAAGUGACGGUGACAGAAGUAGUGAGAAACUUAAUUCCAAGUAUUUAGAGCUCCACCACCUUAAAGCUACUGUGCUCAAAGAAAUUAAGAAUGUCCACGCUAAAGGAACAGCUCCAAACACCUGUGAGAAAGGCAACCAAACUGUUCAGGUGGACAUAAUGUCAGUCAGUGAGCAGAAUACAGGGGGGGAGGAAGGGACUCAUGCAGAAACAUCAAAAGGACUCCUCUGUCAGCUCCGUCAUUAUUGCUCUCGCUGUUGCUGUCUCUGCUGUGCCUGUCAAAAGAGAAUGUGCCCAAACGAGAAAUAAGAACCAAUUUUUCAUUAUUACCAUUGCUCAUGUUCAUUUUACCUGUUUGUUGCAGAAGCAGCUUUUCUUUGAUCCUUAAACAUAAAGCAGCAUUUUGAUGUUUGUGUUAAAGCCUUGACUAGAAAGUAAUGUUUGUAGAAAAUCUUUGAAACACCUAAUGCUAAAGUUCUAAUUAUAAUGCUAAAUCUGAGUGUAUUUGCAACAUAAACCUUUAUAAAGUUCAUAAAAAAUGUUGUUGUGUUUGCACUUACUGCUUUCUGUGCAUUUUUUUUUUGUUGUUGUUGUAAAAUUACAUAUUUUUAUUUUUUACUUAUGGCCACAUGAAGCCAGUUGUUUUAUUUUGUUUAAUUUCCUUUUAAAUCUUAUUUGAAAUGCAAUUCUUUAAUGUUGAAAAAAGGUUUCAUCUUUGUGUUAUGCAUCUUUGUCGCAUUAGAAAAAAAACCUUUCAAACUAAACAUUAUGUAUUUGUGCUUGUUUUAUUGUGCUUCAAAUAAAUUAAAUUUUAUUUGACAAAAUUA